Messenger RNA from Neolamprologus brichardi, 1285 nucleotides. Its product is annotated as formyl peptide receptor 2-like. Gene Ontology annotation, biological process: complement receptor mediated signaling pathway; positive regulation of cytosolic calcium ion concentration; phospholipase C-activating G protein-coupled receptor signaling pathway. The record is from RefSeq and is a predicted model, not a curated record. Gene Ontology annotation, molecular function: G protein-coupled receptor activity; complement receptor activity. NCBI's taxonomy places the organism in Eukaryota, Metazoa, Chordata, Actinopteri, Cichliformes, Cichlidae. Gene Ontology annotation, cellular component: plasma membrane.
AUUUUGAAUUUUCUUUUCAGUUCUCUUUUUUCCAGCAACUUAAUGUCUUCCAAUGCAUCUCUGUCCACCAAGGACAAUGAUGACAUCAUCAUUAGAAACAUCAAGCUUGUCCUCUACACAGUGACCGUUGUCCUCGGCAUCACAGGAAACGCUGUGGUGAUCUGGAUGGCUGGAAUCAAACUUAAGCCAGCAGUCAACAGUGUGUGGCUGGUGAAUCUGGCGAUAGCAGAUCUGAUUUUCUGUUUCACACGAAUCUUCUCCAUCAUCCAGAUAAAGUUAGAACGGUGGCCUUUUGGUCUCUUUCUCUGCCAGUUUCAUGGUUUGUUCAAACACACCAACAUGUUCUGCUCUGUCUUCCUGCUGGCUGUGAUCAGUCUGGAUCGAGUGCUUUGCGUCCGUCAGCCCAUCCUCACGAAGCGUCGACGCACCCUCUUCGCAGCGAGGGUGGUGGCAGUCUGUGUCUGGAUUAUAGCGCUCCUCUUCAGUAUUCCUUUCUUCACCUUCCGCAAAAUCUACAUGGACAACAACAACCAAACUAAGUGUAAAAUGGUGUGGGUGGAGAAGCCAAAGGAAAACAAAAACACCAAAGUUGCUCUCUACUCCAUGCAAUUCAUAUUCAGCUUCAUAUUUCCCUUUAUGGUCAUUCUCAUCUGUUACAUCCUGCUUGGCCUGGGCCUCCGACGCACUCGUCUGUCAGGGAAAUCUCGGCCCCUUCGUAUAUUAGUAUGUUUGGUCAUUGCCUUCUUCCUGUGCUGGGCACCUUAUCAGUGCCUUGUAUUUGUAGACAUGGUGUAUAAUGAAAACAAAGUGGUGAAAAAGUGGUACUCUAUAACAAAGAGCAUUGCUUACUUUAACAGCUGUGUGAACCCGGUGUUAUAUUUCUGUAUGGGGCUAAAAUUCAAGGAGGGGUUUAGACAGAAACUCAUGAGAGUUUAUAAAAGGGCUCUGAGAGAUGAUAUGGAUGGCCAGAUGGCUCAGCCAACUGAUCCCUCUUUGGAUUAAAGCUCCGGGUUAAAACAGAGAGUUGGCGGAAAGGAGUGGAUGUAAGUAAAUUUUACCUUUCCCCAGAAAAAUACAUGUCCUUAUACAUAACCAUUAAUAUAAUAUUGAAAUGCCGAAAAAAAAAUUUGCUUCCAUUAUAUGAUCAAAACCAGUAUUUCAGAGUGAAACAUAAAAGGUGGGAAGACUAUAGUAAUGAUAAUCGGUCAAAUUAAAAGAUUUAUCAACAGGCUCAACAAAACAGGUGUGUGAACUCCUACCUUUCACUAAAUCUGUUUCACCAUCA